Didymosphaeria variabile is the source of this 708-nucleotide messenger RNA. RefSeq lists its product as uncharacterized. The coding region runs from base 1 to 708 and encodes 235 amino acids. Lineage: Eukaryota; Fungi; Ascomycota; Dothideomycetes; Pleosporales; Didymosphaeriaceae. The record is from RefSeq and is a predicted model, not a curated record. The transcript is spliced from 2 exons.
AUGCUUUGGUUCAUCACUCUCAGUAAGGAGCCAAGCAGUCAAGAAGUACGACGCGAGGUGGACAUGCUAAUAGAUUGCUUAGUCGCCGCCAGUGGCCUUGCGGUUGUAUCCGCCGAUACUCCAUACCGGCCUGGUGUUGCCCCUUCACCGUUUCCAGAAAAUGCUGCAGCUGCUCGCCUCCACAUCAAUCCCGACACAGCUUGUGAGCAAGCCGAUAAUGCGACGGAGUCACGCCAGGUGCAGCUUGCGGCCUGGAUCGAAUGUCAGGUACUAGAAACCGCCGACGACACAGACUGGGUAGCAGGUUACACCAAUGCAUUCCACCCCGACGGACGAUUCGGCUUCAACAACACCAGAUACAAUUACGACGGCUUCUUGCAAACCUACAAAGGCUUUAGUAGUGCCAUCGGCAAGAGCUACGGAACAGGGUGGCAACAAUGGCGUGAUUACUACGUUGCGUCGCCGGACACCUGGGACCCUCAGGGUAGGGGUGGAGUGGUGACUACCCAGGGUUUCCACGGCGGCGUGCUCAGAAACCAGACGGUGGCAAAUAACUAUCCAAAUGCUGGAUACUUUGUGGUCAAGGAGAUUGAAGGGAGACGCUGGAUCUGGGAGUUAAGAGAGCACGGUACGGCGCCUAGUGCACAAACAUUGCCAGAGGUAGGCCAAAAGUGGCCGUGUGAUCCUGUGUACGAGGUCUGCACAUAA